AUAGUUGAAUAUUCAAAAUUAACAGCAAGUAUAACAUUGAUUGGGAUCUUAUCACAAUGAUCGUGGCAUGAACCCUAAAUCCUCAACAUGUUUGAGUGCUGUUUUUUUUUGUCUGAUACACGCCCUUGGAUGAGUUCAGUGAAUGGCCAUUGGCCAGUCUCUUCUGAACCAACCAGAGUGUACUCUUACUCUUACCCAACACCCAACGAAGCACUUGCAGUUUCAGUUUCAGUGUUGAGGAAGAAGAAAAGAUGGAGUGGUGGAUGUCAAUGCCAAAGAGAACUCGCUAGAGCUUUGUGGGACAAGGGUCUAAUAGAUUUUUCCCAAGUGGAGCAUGUUAUCCUUAAAAAUGAUCACAUGACUGUUACAAGAAUUGUGAAUGAAGUUGUUGAAGAUUUCGCAUCAGAAAAGGUUGUCUAUCUCGAAUUGAGAACCACCCCAAAGAAAAACGAUUCCCAAGGAAUGAGCAAACGUUCUUAUGUUGAAGCUGUAUUGGAAGGGAUAAGAUCUGUCAGCUCGGUUGAUGUGGCUUUAAUUCCUUAUACUGAGGAUCCUAGAAAUCUUUUAGAAUCUCUGCACGCAGCUACAAAUGAUAAAUGUGAUGGAAAUAGUAGGAAGAAAAUCUUUGUUAGGCUUCUCUUGAGUGCUGAUCGUAGGGAGACAACAGAAGCAACUAUGGAAACUGUCAAACUGGCACUGGAAAUGAGGCAUUUGGGGGUGGUUGGAAUUGACCUAUCUGGGAAUCCAAAGGUUGGCGAAUGGUAUGUCAAUCUAUCAAGGACUCUAGCAUAGUAAUUCGUAAUGAUGCUUUAGAUCAAAGUCUCCCGUUAUCUUUUUUUGGAAAAGAUACUUGCCAGCAUUGAAAUUCGCCAGAGAACAAGGUCUUUUUGUAACCCUUCAUUGUGGAGAGGUUCCUAAUUCAAAGGAGAUACAAGAUAUGCUCGAUUUUGUUCCCCAUAAUCGGACAUGCUUGUUUCUUUGAGGAGGAACACUGGAGAAAGUUGAAGUCUACUAACAUUCCGGUUGAAAUUUAUUUGCUUGCUCACGUCCAUUGCUGCAACACAGGCAAGCAGCUUUGAAUAGCGUGAAAGGCUCACUUGGAGAUUAACUAGCAUUUAGAUCCGUCGUGAUUCCCCCUCCAUUCUAUGUAAUUUAAUGAAUUAAUAACAAAAGACUGAAAAAAUUGGCAAAACAUAGGCCAAAUAUCUAUCUAUUAAUAUAUAAUAAGAAUAUAGUUGUGAUAUUUGCUCGACAAGUGGAGUGUUCUGUGUUUGACACGUGGAGCUGUGUAUGAUUGACAAGUGACUUUCAAGAAGAGAAUAUGAGAGAGAGAGUUGCCAGUUCUGAUAGGGGGAGUAGUUGGCACCAGACUUCCUCUUUUGAUGUCGGCAGAGAAGAGAAGAAGAAAAGGUCGGUGAAGAAAUAAAGCACGACGGAAGAAGGAGAAGUGGGUGGCGAUGACAACGACGGUCACAGAGAAGGAUGCUAGAUCGACAGAGAAAAGAAGAGGAAUGAGGCGGCGACGGCGGUGAUGGAGGUUACUGACGCUGUUGGAUCCCUAGAACUGCAUCUACCGCAGAACGCCGUCGCAGCCGUUCCUUCGCCAGGGGAUGCUGCGAAUGAAGGAUGAACAUCUGAGGUGGUGAUUGACCUGCAAUUGCAAGUAAAAUUUUUAGUCUCUAUAAUUCUUUGUUGUGGUCUCUGAUGGAGUCUUUGAUUAUGCCAACAAUGUCCUCCAGGAACAACUUCUCCGACAAAGCUCAAGGUGUGAAAUCUGCUGCAACGUGCUCCGGCUGAAGUUGCACCUGCCAAAGCGGUAUGAAUGAUUCAUCUGCCUUAAUCGCUAUUUUUUUACCCUUUUUUUGUUUAAAUUGGAUUUUUUUUCUCUUCUUUAAUUUGUUCAGUUUAAUUCUUGGAUGGCACUCUUUAAAAUUUAACUAAGUUUAUAUGUAUUUAAAUAAUUUUGAUCUUCCUUUUCCUUCCAUAACUAACUUCUGUAUAUUUUUUUCUGAGUUUUCUUUAAAAAUGAGUUUCAUACCAUAUAUAAAUAUUGAAAACUCAAGGGCACAUAGAUAAUGCAAACGGUUAAAGUCAUGUAUUACAUGCAGUAUUUUGUGAAUAUGCAGCAAUAAUACUAAUAAUAGUUGGUAAAUUAUCUGCUUUAAUUUUCUUUUUCUUCUGCUAUACAUGCAUGAUGAAUGUAGUUUUCCAUUUUUUAUUUUGUACUGUGAUUUCUAUUAACUCAGUAUACACCACUGUUGCAGUUUUAUGUUAUGGUUUGUUGGCAGUUUUUUAAUCAUUGAACCAUGCUCUUGACUAUUUUCUAUAAGUCUGUAACUAUAACAACUUGAAAAUUAUAUAGAUUUUCUUUCCCCUAUUUUGUAAAAUAAAAAAUUUUAUAGUUAACUAAUUUAAAAAUAGGCCACUACAUGUAAAACAAACAUUUUUUUACUUUUUUAGUUAACUAAUUGAUUGUUAGCAUUUUAUUAGAGAAGAGAUCAUGAACUUGAAUUCUACAGUGAUUCCAUUAGCCUGUGUACUAAAGAGUUUAAUCGUAUCUUUUUUAUGUGCCCUUAAUGUUAUGAAAUUGGAUGUAGAUCCUCGAUUGCGGUUUAAUAGAAGAAGGCAGAGAUAAUAGGAGAUGUAUUCAUCCUAAUUUUGUAUUAUUGCUGAAAGUUUUCAAUUGCUCUCUCUUGCCUUUUGUGUUGUUCUUCCCUCCCCCUCUGAUUUGAACAACUGUGUUUUCAAUUUUAAAGAUUUUAUUAUCAGCUUAGAUGAUAUUGCUUGAGUUGUUCACCGUUCAAUUUGUCCCAUUGAUCUUUAGAGGUGAUGUAGUUAUUGUGCUACUAAUAAUUGAAAUUUUAAUUAUUAUAAUCGACAGAGUAUGGAAAUGACUAUGAGAUUAGCAAAUAUAUAAUUAUUUGUUGCACAUUAAAGAUACAAAUUUGUUGUCUUAACAUAGAUGUCGACAUAGAUAAAAGAACUUCUUAAUCUAAGGUUUAGUCACUGCAUUAUUAUUCAACUUUGUUGGCCAAUUAUAAAUAAUUUUACUUCAUUAAAACUGUCAUUGCAGUGUUUUUUAGCGAGCACAGAAACCAAGUUCAUGGUAUAUAAUUAUAUCACUGGCUUUGUUGCA
Arachis ipaensis is the source of this 3136-nucleotide messenger RNA. NCBI's taxonomy places the organism in Eukaryota, Viridiplantae, Streptophyta, Magnoliopsida, Fabales, Fabaceae. The record is from RefSeq and is a predicted model, not a curated record.